AUGGCUAUGAUCGACAACAAUUUCAUUCGCCGGCAUGUCAAUUCUUCAGACUCAAUCAUCCUCAGGAGCAUCCCAGGGGGUAGUACAGUGCUCAAGGUUCCUAAAUUUGAUGUUGCGAUCAAAUUUGGUGGGGGUGUAACGGAGAAUGAGGCAAUUGCACAGGCGACAGCCUUUGCUGUGUUGGAUUCGGCCAUCAUACAUGUCCCAAAGGUCCUCCACUUCUACUGCGACUCGCGCACAGGUAUUGGAUAUCUGACCAUGGAAUGGAUCAAUGGUUCUCCCAUUGAUGUACAAGACUGUGUACAGGUCGAUGCUCUCCAAAUAGCCCUUGAUCAUUUGGCAUCUGUCAACAGGUCCUUUCCUAGACCAAUCAGUCUAGGCGAACCUCAGGGCAUACUCUGGGAAGAUGGUGCCCCAGACGAAUACCACACAGUUGAGGGACUAGAGAAUUGGAUCAACUUGUGGCAACCUACGUCCGUGGAUUUACGUGGAGAAGACUUUGUGCUUUGCCACCUGGACACCGCUGCAGAUAACAUGCUUUAG
Molecule: messenger RNA, 543 nt
Organism: Cyphellophora europaea CBS 101466
Lineage: Eukaryota; Fungi; Ascomycota; Eurotiomycetes; Chaetothyriales; Cyphellophoraceae
Exons: 1
Coding region: 1-543 (180 amino acids)
Source: RefSeq, a predicted model, not a curated record